Molecule: messenger RNA, 868 nt
Organism: Neomonachus schauinslandi (Hawaiian monk seal)
Lineage: Eukaryota; Metazoa; Chordata; Mammalia; Carnivora; Phocidae
Product: malate dehydrogenase, mitochondrial-like
Exons: 1
Coding region: 169-864 (231 amino acids)
Biological process (GO): tricarboxylic acid cycle
Cellular component (GO): cytoplasm; mitochondrion
Molecular function (GO): L-malate dehydrogenase (NAD+) activity
Source: RefSeq, a predicted model, not a curated record
GCUCUGACCCUCUACGAUAUUGCUCAUACGCCCAGAGUGGCCGCUGAUCUGAGCCACAUCGAGACCAGGGCAACCGUGAAAGGCUACCUCGGACCUGAGCAGCUGCCAGAUUGCCUGAAAGGCUGCGAUGUGGUGGUUAUUCCAGCAGGAGUCCCGAGAAAACCAGGCAUGACCCAGGAUGACCUGUUUAACACGAAUGCCUCCAUUGUGGCCACCUUGUGGGCUGCCUGUGCCCAGCACUGCCCCGAGGCCAUGAUCUGCAUCAUUUCCAAUCCGGUGAACUCCACCAUCCCAAUCGCAAGGGAAGUUUUCAAGAAACACGGAGUCUACAACCCCAAUAAAAUCUUCGGGGUGAUGACCCUGGACAUUGUCAGAGCCAACACUUUCAUUGUGGAACUCAAGGGUUUGGAUCCCGCUCGAGUCAAUGUUCCUGUCAUUGGCGGCCAUGCUGGGAAGACCAUCAUCCCCCUGAUCUCGCAGUGCACUCCCAAGGUGGACCUUCCCCAGGCCCAGCUAACAGCCAUCACUGGGCAGAUCCAGGAGGCCAGCACAGAGGUGGUGAAGGCCAAAGCUGGAGCAGGCUCGGCCACCCUGUCCAUGGCAUACACCGGAGCCCAGUUUCUCUUCUCCCUUGUGGAUGUGAUGAACGGAAAGGAAGGAGUUGUGGAGUGUUCCUUCGUUAAGUCCCAAGAAGCAGACUGUGCCUAUUUCUCCACCCCGUUACUGCUGGGGGAAAAGGGCACUGAGAAGAAUCUAGGCAUCGGCAAGAUCUCCCCUUUCGGAGAGAAGAUGAUAGCGGAAGCCAUCCCCGAGCUGAAGGCCUCCAUCAAGAAGGGAGAGGAGUUCAUGAAAAACAUGAAAUGAGAGG